Candoia aspera is the source of this 8771-nucleotide messenger RNA. RefSeq names its product Ecm29 proteasome adaptor and scaffold (gene ECPAS). The transcript is spliced from 49 exons. Gene Ontology annotation, molecular function: molecular adaptor activity. The record is from RefSeq and is a predicted model, not a curated record. Gene Ontology annotation, biological process: proteasome assembly. The coding region runs from base 371 to 5920 and encodes 1849 amino acids. Lineage: Eukaryota; Metazoa; Chordata; Lepidosauria; Squamata; Candoiidae. Gene Ontology annotation, cellular component: cytoplasm; nucleus.
ACGAUUGCUCGGCUCUUUCUAAACAUAUAAAAGUAGAGUAAAGGCAGAGAGGGUGGAGUGCAUGUGUGCACAAAGCAGAUGCACACGGGGAGAGAUUUGCAAGGUUACUUAAGUUUUGCGUGUCUCUCAACUACGGUUGGCGUUUUGAGGGGAGAGUCAGAGGAGGGAGGAGAAAAUCAACCAUCGGUCUCCCCCCCCCCCCGCCUUUCUCUGGCAGCUCAGUCGCGGGGAAGCCUCGAGGAAGGGGGCUGAAGGCAAAGGAGGACGGACCCCCCCCGGCGCCUUCUCCUCUGCCCCCUCCGCUCCUUAGCCCCGAGCGAGAACUCCCGGCUAAGCUUCCUUCUCUCGCCUUUUCUUCCCAGCUGACAACAUGGCUGCGGCCGCUUCUGCUGCCCAAGACGAGCUGAAUCAACUUGAACGUGUAUUCUUGCGUCUUGGCCAUGCAGAAACAGAUGAGCAAUUGCAGAAUAUUAUAUCCAAAUUCCUUCCUCCUGUUCUUCUAAAGCUUUCCAGUACACAGGAAGGAGUACGUAAAAAGGUUAUGGAACUGCUAGUUCACCUGAACAAACGAAUCAAAAGUCGUCCUAAAAUCCAGCUUCCAGUGGAGACUUUAUUAGUUCAAUAUCAAGAUCCUUCUGCGGUCUCCUUUGUUACAAAUUUUACAAUAAUAUAUGUUAAGAUGGGUUACCCUCGUUUGCCUGUGGAAAAGCAGUGUGAACUGGCACCCACUCUCCUUACUGCAAUGGAAGGAAAACCUCAACCCCAACAAGACAGCCUAAUGCACCUUCUAAUACCAACACUUUUUCAUAUGAAAUAUCCUGUUGAACCUCUGAAAGCAGCUUCUCCAUUUAAUCUUGCUGAAAAACCAAAGACUGUACAGCUGCUGUUGGAUUUUAUGUUGGAUGUUCUCCUUAUGCCUUAUGGAUAUGUGUUAAAUGAAUCCCAGAGUCGCCAGAGUGUGCCAGCGGGACAGGGGUCCUCUUCAUCAAGUAAUUCUGGAGGAUCUGGGAUCCCUCAGCCUCCCCCGGGAAUGAGCUUUUAUUCAGCCAAGCGGGUAAUUGGAGACAGUCCAUGGACACCUGAGCAGCUGGAACAGUGUAAAUUGGGCAUUGUAAAGUUCAUUGAAGCUGAGCAGGUGCCCGAUGUUGAAGCUGUCAUACAUUUGGUUAUUGCCUCUAGUGAUACACGGCACAGUGUAGCCACUGCAGCAGAUCUUGAACUUAAAAGCAAGCAAAGUUUAAUUGACUGGAAUAACCCAGCCAUCAUCAACAAGCUAUACAAAGUAUACCUUGGGGAUAUACCACUAAAAACUAAGGAGGGAGCUGUUCUGAAACCAGAACUGAAACGUGAUCCUGUCAGUACUCGCGUGAAGUUAAAGAUUGUUCCUCAUCUUUUGCGUUCCAGGCAAGCUGCAGAAACAUUUCCUGCAAAUAUUCAGGUUGUCUAUGAUGGGCUUUUUGGUGGAAACACCAAUGCUAAGCUGAGAACUCUGUCUCUUCAAUUUGUGCAUCAUAUUUGUGUAAUUUGCCCUGACAGCAAGAUAAAGCCAAUAGGCCCAAUGCUUUUGAAUGGACUGACAAAACUGAUAAAUGAAUAUAAAGAGGAUCCCAAACUGCUUUCAAUGGCCUAUUCUGCUGUUGGAAAACUUUCCAGCCGAAUACCUCAACUGUUUACCAAGGAUCUUGCACUAGUCCAACAAUUCUUUGAAGCUCUUUCUAAGGAAGACCCUGAUACCAGACUAGCUAUUCAGGAGGCUCUGUCCAUGAUGGUUGGUGCAUACACCAGUUUAGAAGGAGCAGCUCGUACUCUCAUGGAGGCACUUGUAGCCUCCAACCUAAUCAAGCCUCAGGUCCAAGUACGCCAAGUAGCUGUAAAGUUUGCCAGCACAGUGUUUCCUUCAGAUCACAUUCCUUCAAGAUACUUGCUGCUUUUAGCUGCAGGAGAUCCGCGGGAAGAGGUACAUGGAGAAGCACAACGUGCUCUGAGAACAUUUCCUGGCAAAAAUGAAAAGGAAAGUGCUGGUAAACAGAUGCCUUCAUUCCCAGAAAUGGUCCAAUAUAUUCAAGAGAAGGCCUCUCACAGAAUGAAAACUCCUGCUAAAUACAUGACUGGAACAACAGUAAUGCCUUUCAACCCAGCUACUUUUGGAGAGAUAGUGCUGUAUCUCCGGAUGUGUCUUGCUCACAGUGCUGGUGUGGUGCCCACUUCUCAAAGCUUAGCUGAUAUGCAAGAUCAUGCUCCAGCCAUUGGCCGUUACAUAAGAAACCUCCUCUCUGGAAAUGUUAUAACAUCCUCAUCUUCAAAGGGUAGUGAAAGCAACCCUGUGCAGAUCUAUAUAAGCCUCCUUCAGCAGUUACUGUCUGGCGUUGGAGGUUUGCCAGUCAUGUACUGCUUGCUGGAAAUUGUUUCAGUCUAUCCUGAAAAACUAGCUGCAAGAUUUAUAGACAAGAUGGAUUGGAUAAAGAGCCUUAUGAAUACUAAUAAGGAAGAAAUGCGGGAACUGGCUGCUCUAUUUUAUUCAGUUGUACUGUCGACAGUGUCAGAAAAUGAAUUCAAAACAUCUGUUCAGCACCUGAUAAAAACAGCAAAGGACAAUCAUAAUCUGGAAAUGCAGCAUGGAUCCUUAUUGGCUCUGGGAUUCACAGUAGGACGGUAUUUGUCAAAAAGAAAAAUGAAAAUAGUAGAACUACAUGGUAUAGAAGACCCAAAUACCAUUGUAGCACCAGAACAAGACCAACUGAUAAAAUCAACAACAGAAACUAUAGGUUCUUUUUUGGAUAGCACAUCACCACUCCUGGCAAUAGCUGCAUGUACAGCACUGGGGGAAAUUGGCAGGAAUGCGCCUUUGCCCAUCCCCAGUGAAGGCAGUGGAUUUACAAAACUCCAUCUUGUUGAAAGUUUACUGGCCAGAAUUCCAUCUGGCAAAGAGACCAAUAAGAUGAAAGAAAGAGCUAUUCAAACUCUAGGUUACUUUACAGUGGGGGAUGGAGACUUUCCUCAUCAGAAGCUACUCUUGCAAGGAUUAAUGGAUUCUGUAGAGGCCAAGCAAAUUGAAUUACAGUUUACAGUUGGUGAAGCUAUUACCAGUGCUGCAGUAGGGACCAGUUCCGUAGCUGCCCGUGAUGCAUGGAUGAUAGCUGAAGAAGAGUAUGCUGCUCCUAUUGAUGUGAAAAUUAAUGAUGUGGUUCCCUGGGUCCUGGACAUCAUUUUGAAUAAACAUAUCAUAAGUCCCAACCCUCACAUAAGACAAGCAUCCUGUAUUUGGCUUUUAUCACUGGUAAAGAAGCUGAGUGCCCACAAAGAAAUUAAGUCACAUCUCAAAGAUAUUCAGACAGCAUUUGUAUCUAUUUUGUCUGAUAGUGAUGAACUCAGUCAAGAUGUUGCUUCCAAAGGCCUUGGCUUGGUGUAUGAGCUUGGGAACGAACAAGAUCAGCAGGAACUAGUUACUACACUUGUUGAAACUCUUAUGACUGGGAAAAGAAUCAGGCAUGAAGUGACUGGGGAAACUGUCAUGUUCCAAGGCUCAGGCCUUGGCAAAACUCCAGAUGGCCAGGGUCUUUCUACUUAUCAGGAGCUUUGUUCACUUGCAAGUGACCUCAACCAGCCAGAUUUGGUGUAUAAAUUCAUGAAUUUGGCCAAUCAUCAUGCAAUGUGGAAUUCUCGGAAGGGAGCAGCAUUUGGCUUUAAUGUGAUUGCUUCCAAAGCUGGGGAACAGCUGGCUCCUUUUCUUCCUCAGUUGCUUCCUCGUCUCUAUCGAUACCAGUUUGACCCCAAUCUUGGGAUUCGACAGGCUAUGACCAGCAUUUGGAAUGCACUUGUUACAGACAAAUCUGCUGUGGACAAAUACAUGAAAGAAAUUCUUGAUGAUUUAAUAAACAACCUGACUAGCAACAUGUGGCGAAUUCGAGAGUCAAGCUGUUUAGCACUGAAUGACUUGCUAAGAGGAAGACCUUUGGAUGACAUUAUUCAUAAACUUCCAGAAAUAUGGGAAACUCUCUUUAGAGUGCAAGAUGACAUAAAGGAAUCUGUACGAAAGGCAGCAGAGUUAGCCCUGAAAACAUUAAGUAAGGUGUGUGUGAAGAUGUGUGACCCUUCUAAAGGAGUUGCAGGCCAGAAGACAAUAGCUGUACUGUUGCCAUGUCUUCUUGAUAAAGGAAUGAUGAAUACGGUGACUGAAGUGCGGACUCUGAGCAUUAAUACUCUGGUGAAGAUCAGUAAAAGUGCUGGGGCCAUGCUGAAACCGCAUGCACCAAAGCUCAUCCCAGCUUUGCUGGAAUCCCUGAGUGUGUUGGAGCCUCAGGUACUCAACUACUUGAGCCUGCGUGCUACAGAGCAAGAAAAGGCUGCAAUGGAUAGUGCAAGACUAAGUGCUGCUAAAUCCUCCCCAAUGAUGGAAACUAUAAAUAUGUGCUUGCAAUAUUUGGAUGUGUCUGUCUUGGGAGAGCUGAUUCCUAGGCUCUGCGAACUGACUAGAAGUGGAAUAGGCAUUGGCACUAAGGGUGGCUGUGCUAAUGUAAUUGUGUCACUAACUACUCAGUGCCCCCAAGAUUUGACACCAUAUGCAGGUAAACUCAUGAGUGCUUUACUUAGUGGCCUAACUGAUCGCAAUAGCGUGGUGCAGAAGACUUUUGCGUUUGCCUUGGGACAUUUAGUUAGGACUUCACGAGACAGCAGCACUGACAAAUUGCUCCAGAAGCUCAACAGUUGGUACAUGGAGAAGGAGGAACCAGUCUAUAAAAUGGCUUGUGCUUUAACUAUGCAUGCUAUUGGACGCUACAGCCCAGAUGUACUGAAGAAUCAAGCCAAGUGUGUUUUGCCUCUGGCAUUUCUGGGCAUGCAUGAAAUUCCUGAAGAAGAAAAAGGGGAGAAGGAGGAAGGCAACCUGUGGUCUGAAGUGUGGCAGGAAAAUAUACCUGGCACCUACGGUGGCAUUAGGCUGUAUAUGGAGGAAUUGAUCGCAGUUACUCAGAAAGCUUUGCAGUCUCCCUCCUGGAAGAUGAAAGCACAAGGAGCAGCUACCAUGGCAUCUAUAGCAAAGCAAACUGGUGCUCUAGUACCUCCACACUUAGGCAUGGUGCUCACGGCUCUGCUGCAAGGUCUGUCUGGAAGAACAUGGACUGGAAAGGAAGAGCUAUUGAAAGCAAUUGCCAGCGUUGUCUGUUCAUGCAGUGCGGAACUGUGCAAGUCUUUGCCCAACCAGCCCAGUGUUGAUGAUGUCCUACAGGCAAUGUUCAAAGAAUGCCGCAAAGAAAACCUACGAUACAAGAUUGUGGCUCUCCGGUGUACGGCUGAUGUGCUGAAGGCUACACAAGAAAACAGGUUCCAGGAACUGACCGACAUAAUUUUUCCAGUAAUAAAGAAGAAUUGUCCUGAGAAAAUAGGAGCAAAUUCAUCACAGAAUGACGGUGAGGAUGAGAAUGAGAAUGAAAAUGAGAAGGAACUCCAGGUUGAAGCCCUCCUCUGUGCCUUUGAAAGUUUAGGCAAAGCGUGGCCUAAAAACUCAGAAACACAGUGCUGCUAUCGACAAGAGCUAUGCAGGUUAAUGUGUGAGCGUCUGAGACUUGGUACGUGGAAGGUACAGCUUGGCGUUCUCCAAGCCAUGAAGGCUUUUUUCCAAGGGUUGUUAUUGUUUGAAGCAGAACACUCUGACCCCGAGGCUUUGACAAGAAUACUGUUGGAAACCUGUUCCUCCAUCACCCAUUCACUAGAGAAUAAAAGUUACACUUCCAUAAGAACUGAAGCUUUAUCGGUAAUAGAAGUGCUGCUCACCAAACUUGAAGAAGCCAAACAGUGGGAAAGCCUGAGCACAGAAAGUAAAGAAGUCCUCAUUGGCUCUUUAACAGCAUUGACUGUGGACAGUAGGCCUGAACUGCAAGAAAAAGCAUCUUUCUUAAAGAAAACCUUAGAAAAUCUUGAUUGAAUUGAAUACCAGUCAAGUGCCACGUGAAACAAAGCAAGCAAAAAAAGUGCAAUGAGCUCUGAAUUACAUAGAGGAAAAGUAAAGAUGAUUUUUGUAGCAUGCAUAAUUCCUUGGCUGAAAUAAAGAACACCUUGAUUCUCUUCCCCAUCAUUUCUUUUCUUUUUUUUUUUUUGUUAAAAGCAACAGUAACAACCUAUCAAGCUGUUUACUUAAAAUGCAAGUCUGGAAAGUAUUAAACAAAAAGUUCCCAAGCUAUACAAGGACUUUUUUGGAAAUUGUCCUUUUGUGAAAGACUACCUUGUUUGGAAGUUAGUCUUGGGGAAUCUUUAGCUUACACAAAAAUGGCCCUUGUAGUAUAAUGAACAAAGAGCAUAGUGGAGCACCAGAGAGCAAACCUUCCUGUGUAUUUCAUACAGGCCAAUUACCGGUAUUAGGUCCUGAUGGCAGUGCUGUAAUUGGUAUUGUUAUGAUAGAGCAAAAAAGUAGGGUUGCCAAAUCUGGGCAGGAAAAAUAUGCGGGAUCACUAGGCAGCAAAGAGUAAGAGUUUUGUGUAUCUUUUUGUUGCAGCUGGUGGGUGCCUGGAGUUUUUAGCCCAGACCCUACCAAAAACUUAAAGGGUCUCAGUUUGUCCCCCUUUUUUGGAAUGCCAUUGGUGUGUGUUGGUUGUUUUGGACCAUAUCCAUCAUUUCAUCUCAUGUAAACGUAAUAGAUAAGAUGAUUUGGAAAAGCCUAUGCCUUCCCACAUUAAAAGAUAUGAAUUCUCCUGGAUAGAAAUGCUCACAAGAAAGCACUUUAAUUGUCCUUACUUAAGGUAGGUUUUUAAAUGAUUUUCAACAUUUUCCAAGGAAGAGUUCAGACUUGCAUUAAGCCUCUCAUAACAAUAACCAAGAUUGUUAAACAAGGUAAGAUCUUGCUGCUAAAAUUUCAUCAGUCCCAGCAUCUCCUGCUUUCUAGAAAGUACUUUUUAUUUGUACUGUAAGCCUCGACACGGCAUACAUCAGAGAGUAAAAAUGUUCUAUCAAAUCUCUUCUUGGAGGAGUCUAAAAAAAUAGCAUUUGCUCUUAAUUUUAAUGAAGUUUUCUUAGUGAAAUUAUUAAUUUGGAUAAUAUCACAAUCACAGUUUUCUGCAAGGUUUGUAGAGCAUAUAUUAAACAGGUAAAAGUAUUAUGUAAGAAUCCAUAUAUUACCUACUGAUAGAUUUUUCAUGCUAAGCAAGCUGUGGUCUUUGAAGAUCUAUGUGUAGGAAGUCUUGGUUUCUACAUAGAAAUAUAUUCUGUGUAGGAAUUUCGCAACACACAAAACUGACCUCUGAAGUAAACUCUAUACUUGGGGUCUACUGUAGUUGGCAGUCAAUUAUUUGUGGGGUGAUGCUAGGCCACCAGUGAGUUUGGAAGACACCCAGGAUCCCUCAGAUGUGUUAGUUUAUUAACCAAUAUCAUUUUGGGAUUUUUUAAAUCAUUAAACCCAUUCUCAAGUUUCAUCUGUAUACAUCCUGAUCAUUGCAUUAACAAUUAUCAUAUAGAUGUAGGAGCUGUUGUAAUCACUGCAACUUCAUAAUUGUCUUGGAUUACAUCCUAGUAUUAGAGGGGGACAUCUAAACUUGGAAUGGAUUUUCCAGGAAAAAUGGGAAGUUCUUGCCUUUUUAAAUUUUUUUGGCUUUGGUGCUCUAUGAUCAUACUGUAGAUGCAAAAGAACAAGAUGUAUGUUUGCAGAUUUGGAGAAGCUUUGCUUCUCAGACACAAAGGCCUCUCAGUCCCCAUACAGGCUUGCUUCCUUUGGAGCUGAGAUAGGAGAUGCUGCUGCGCCCAUCUUUCUGCUUUGCUGGUGCAAGCUUGACAGGGCUUUGAUUGAGGCGGUACCUUCACUCCUCACAAAGCCAGCAGGUUUCAAGACAGGGAAUCAGAUGGUUGUUGCAUGCUGCUGCCCAGACAUUCAGAGGCAUAACUCCUAUUCAUGUUGAUGUUACCUCAAGAGGGAUGGUGGGAUCCCAUUCUUGAUGUCCCAUCAUUUUUUCAGGGCUGCUGGAAUACGUUAUAAAUCUGAAUUCAACGAAGUUGUUUAUGUUACCAGAUUGCCUUUAAAAAAGAUUACCUUCUCUAAUACCUGUGGUUAAGAAAUGGUAAGGUGCCAUAAACUGGCUUAAAAGAUUUUGACACAUCACAGAAGGCAGCUUGUUUCUGUUGACUUUGCCAGGCACAACCAUUAACACUGAACAUAAGCAUAAGAUCUUUGCGAUUCUGUUUUGUCUAGCAGGUUUUUUUCUUUUUGGUACUAAGCAGGAAUGUCAAAUGUUGCCUUUUUUCCUUGAGUGUUUUAUAGAAGCCAUGACAGUUUUAAAUGUCCUAAGUCUCUAGACUUUUCAGCAACAACUUUAAUAUUUUGAGGAGUCUAAAGUCUGAGUUUGAAGCAGCUGCUGUGCCAGAUGUUUCCAAGUGGAAAUGUUGUAUUACUUAUACUGAAGAUGGGGUGGGGGGGCGGGAAAUUAGCCAGAAGUAUAAAUUUAAAUAAUUUGAGAAUUCUUUUUUCUUCCCCUUCCAAAUUUACUAACAAAAACAUGCCUCUGUGAGAAACCAACUUACACCAUUCUAGAGGUUAGAUAUUGUCCCUUGUUUAAAUUUGUGAACUUGACAGGAAAAAAAGUGGCCUUUGGAGAGUUUCCUCUGAAAACAAUUGCACUGUAAAACACUGUUGCCCAGAUAUGGGCAUUUGUGCUGCUGUAUAAUGCUGCUUUGUAUACCUGGAUUAAAGUGUGUAAAUUUGACACUAUAAUACCCCUGCUGACUUUACAAAACUGUUUUAUGUUGAAAGAUUUCUAAUGUUGCAAGAUCUCCAUUAAAUUUAGUGCAAUGAA